Molecule: messenger RNA, 774 nt
Organism: Culex quinquefasciatus (southern house mosquito)
Lineage: Eukaryota; Metazoa; Arthropoda; Insecta; Diptera; Culicidae
Exons: 3
Coding region: 1-603 (200 amino acids)
Source: RefSeq, a predicted model, not a curated record
AUGGCUUCGCGCGCCGAUGCGGUCUUUGUUGACGAUCCCCCAAGGUCACCCAGCGUGUGGCCCGUCCUCUACUACAAUCCUCCAGGGGCACGGAAGUUCAGAAAACAGCCCAGGGCUAACGGCUCCCGUUCCCUGGCUUCCCCCAGGAUCCACCGAAGUAACAUCCCCCCUGCCAUCUCGUUCAGCGCUUUGACGCGUUCGGAAAUCUUCACCAACUGUUGCUUGUACCGCGUCGUUCCGACAAUGUCCUACAGGUACUCCAACAACCCGCAAUCGGUCUCCGCGAGCGCCUUUGGUUUUGUUAUCAAAAUCGUCUCAAUCUCGCCCUGCAGAAUCAGGAACCGAUUGUGUUCCAAAACAUUCCGUGCUGUUUUCUUCUUCCUCCUCGAAAUUGACCUUCCGGUUGUUAGGAACCCUCUCAGAACCGCUUCCCCGAUCAAGAAUCUGCCCCAACUUAGGCCCCAACUGUACAGCUCUAUGCGUGUGGAAGCUCCGACGAAUUUUGCAACAUCAUCUUACAGCUCGCUAAUGAAUUCCCUCAGCCAACAAGUGGGGGCAAGCCUCGGGCUUCAUUUCCACAUCCAGCCAACUGUAUCCAGCUAACAGCAAAAGCAGCACAACAGUUUGACGUUGAGAAAUGUCAAAAGUUUCAACACUGAAAUAAAUCUUCGUAGAUAAUGGUCAAUACUGGGUCGCGUAUCAUACGCACGAUAUCUAGUAUGAUACUCGCUACAUACACACUCCAUACACACCUCAGUAUCAGAAGUGAUCUGC